Messenger RNA from Protobothrops mucrosquamatus (brown spotted pit viper), 4562 nucleotides. It is a transcript of the gene PPP1R13B, whose product is annotated as protein phosphatase 1 regulatory subunit 13B. NCBI's taxonomy places the organism in Eukaryota, Metazoa, Chordata, Lepidosauria, Squamata, Viperidae. Gene Ontology annotation, molecular function: p53 binding; transcription factor binding. Bases 53 to 3322 code for a protein of 1089 amino acids. The transcript has 17 exons. Gene Ontology annotation, cellular component: nucleus. The record is from RefSeq and is a predicted model, not a curated record. Gene Ontology annotation, biological process: regulation of apoptotic process; negative regulation of cell cycle; apoptotic process.
UCCUUCGUUCCUCUGACCGGCGUCUUGAUUAGCACGAGUGACAGCGCCGGAAAUGAUGCCGAUGAUAUUGACUGUGUUCCUGAGCAAUAAUGAACAAAUUUUGACUGAAGUACCAAUUACUCCUGAAACAACCUGUCGAGAUGUGGUGGAAUUUUGCAAAGAACCUGGUGAAGGUAGCUGCCAUCUUUCUGAAGUGUGGCGUGGAAAUGAACGACACAUACCCUUUGAUCAUAUGAUGUAUGACCAUCUACAAAAAUGGGGACCUCGUAGAGAGGAAGUGAAAUUUUUUCUCCGACAUGAAGAAUCGCCAAUAGAAAGCAGUGAACAGGGACGUCAGACUCAAAAUCAUAGAAAUGGAAUCUCUAUACCUGUGGAGAAACGUACAGAAAAUGGGGUUGGAAAUCCACGUGUUGAACUCACACUGUCAGAACUUCAGGAUAUGGCUGCUAGGCAGCAACAGCAAAUUGAAAAUCAGCAGCAAAUGUUGGUUGCCAAGGAACAACGUUUGCGUUAUCUCAAGCAACAGGAACGCCGUCAGCAACAGUCUGUGUCUGAGAGUGAAAAGCUUCAGAAACUUAAAGAACGAGUAGAGACCCAAGAAACCAAGCUGAAAAAAAUCCGUGCCAUGAGGGGGCAGGUGGACUACAGCAAAAUUAUGAAUGGCAAUUUGUCUACUGAAAUUGAACAUAUCAGCACCAUGUUCCAGGAGAAGCAACAAGAAUUACAAGCUGCAGUAUUAAAAGUGGACCAGCUUACUCAACAAUUAGAAGACCUAAGAAAAGGGAAAUUGAAUGGGUUCCAGUCUUACAAUGGACAGAUGACAGGACCUGCAGCUAUAGAAUUAAAAAAAUUAUAUCAAGAGCUACAGAUUCGCAACAGGCUUAAUCAAGAACAGAAUACUAAACUUCAGCAACAGAAAGAACUUUUGAACAAACGUAACAUGGAAGUGGCUAUGAUGGACAAACGAAUCAAUGAGCUACGCGAGCGCCUGUACAAGAAAAAAGUUGAGGCACGUCAAAAAGAAAACAUCCCUUUAAAUCGAAUAAAUGGAACAUCCUCCCCACAGUCGUCAUUGAAUGCUUCAGGCAGAGUUGCAGCAGUUGGGCCAUACAUUCAGGUUCCUAGCUCCAACAACUAUGCUGUACCACUUGACCCAGUAAAACCACAGUCCCUCACAAUUACUACUAGCACAACUCAUGGAAGGUCCAAAUCUGCUAAUGAUGGAACGUGGCCUGCACUUAAACAAACUGCUGUGGUAAAACCACCACAACUCUCUAAUACAGACUGGAAGGAAUCAAACAUGGAUGCAAGUUUAAAACAAGGAACUAUAUCCAGUCAACCUUUGUCAUCUUCAGGAUUAGGAAGUACUGAUAAACUGAGUCUUGAUGUGGGCAAAAUGCCACCAACUAUUCCUGGUGUAAAUAAACAAUUGCCUCAAAACUAUGGGACCUAUCCAAGCUCUGUUCCUUCAGGACCAGGUUCCACUAAUUCCUUGGAAAGACGAAAAGAUGGCAGCCUGCCAAGGCCUAGUUCUACAGCAGUGAACCGGCAAAGACCUAUUCCUUUACCACCCACAAGUGGCAUUCACCAACCAGGUUCUUCACAGCAGAUACAGCAGAGGAUAUCUGUGCCUCCAAGUCCAACAUACCAACCUUCUAAUGCACCAUUAUUUCCAGGCGGUGAUAGCAGGCCUGAUCUCCCUUUAACAGUGGCCAUUAGGCCUUUCUUAGCUGAAAAAGGUUCAAGACCCCAGUCUCCUAGGAAAGGGCCUCAAACUGUGAAUUCAAGUUCCAUAUAUUCAGUCUAUCUGCAGCAAGCAACUCCACCAAAGAACUAUCAACAAGCUGUGUAUAGUACGCUAAAUAAGUCAGUUAAAGCAGUCUAUGGGAAACCUGUUGUACAGUCUGGCUCAACAUCUCCUUCACCACUUCCCUUCCUUCAAGGAUCUUUGCCUGCCAGUACAUCACAGUCUCAAGCACCAAAUGAUAUGAGUGAAAAAGACCAAGAGCAGGAAGUCACUCCAUCCUCUGGUGAUAACAGUAAUGUAGAAAACAUUCCUCGUCCUCUCAGUCCAACAAAGCUCACUCCUAUUGUUCAUUCACCCCUUCGUUACCAAAGUGAUGCUGAUCUUGAAGCUCUUCGCAGGAAACUUGCCAAUGCUCCCAGGCCUUUGAAGAAGCGAAGUUCUAUCACAGAGCCAGAGGGCCCCAGUGGACCAAAUAUUCAAAAACUCUUAUACCAGCGCUUUAAUACCUUGGCGGGAGGAAUAGAAAGUGCCCCUUUUUAUGAGCCAAGUAACUCACAAGAUUUCAUCGGUACCUUGGCAGAUGUUGACAAUGGAAAUAUGAACACUAAUGGCAAUAUUGAGGAUCCAGUUUCAGUACCUUCUACAGUUCCUCUUUCUGAUGAGCCUUCAUCAGAUGCUAACGAUAAUGAACUACCUUCUCCUGCAACUGAGGAGUUGAUCAGUGUAGAAACUAUAAAUCAAAUUCCUGAGACAACUGAGGAUGAUAACAACAACAACCCUGCUGUGGCUCCUCCUGUUGAGCGGCCUCCUAGUCCAAUACCCAUGGGCAGAUCCCCAGAUGAUGAAGAAGUGCAGGUGCUACCUGUUCUUCCUCCUGCACCUCUGCUUCCUGUGACGAAAAGGACCAACCUGAAGAAACCAGACUCAGAGAGAACUGGUCAUGCCUUGCGGGUAAAGUUCAAUCCCUUGGCCCUGCUAUUGGAUGCCUCACUAGAGGGAGAAUUUGAUCUAGUGCAAAGGAUCAUAUAUGAGGUGGAUGAUCCCAGCAAACCUAAUGAUGAAGGAAUCACCCCCCUGCACAAUGCAGUUUGUGCUGGCCAUCACCACAUAGUUAAAUUUUUGUUGGAUUUUGGGGUCAACGUUAAUGCAGCAGACAGUGAUGGAUGGACUCCUUUGCAUUGUGCUGCCAGUUGCAACAGUGUUCAUCUCUGUAAAUUACUUGUUGAAUCUGGAGCAGCAAUUUUUGCUUCAACUAUAAGUGAUAUAGAAACUGCAGCAGAUAAAUGUGAGGAGAUGGAAGAAGGAUAUAUUCAGUGUUCCCAGUUCCUAUAUGGUGUACAGGAGAAGUUAGGAGUCAUGAACAAAGGCAUAGUUUAUGCCCUGUGGGAUUAUGAAGCUCAGAACAACGAUGAGUUGUCAUUUCAUGAAGGAGAUGCACUUACAAUUUUGCGACGCAAAGAUGACAAUGAGACAGACUGGUGGUGGGCUCGGCUCAAUGAGAAGGAAGGCUAUGUGCCUAAAAAUCUCUUGGGGUUAUACCCAAGGAUAAAACCAAGACAGCGAACACUUGCCUGAAUCACUUGAUUUGUCAAUAUUUUUUCCUGGGAACUGAAAGAUGGAAAGUAUACACUGGAGACAUUUGCAAUUACAUUUCACCACAAAUUAAAGCUAUUCUUGUUUUAAAUGGUGCUCUUGUUUAAUAUGAUAGACAGCAUUUGAGAUUUUCGAUCUGCAGUUUGUAAGUGAGGUCUGCUCCAUAUUAAUAUGCCAAUCAUUGAGAGAGGUACUCAAACGGUCUACAGUAUUUUUUGCCAAUUGAAUUAAAAGUGCUAGAUGUUAAAACCUUUGUAAAAUGCAGAUAUGCUGUCUACUCUGUCAUAGUUCACUGUAGCUGCCCUGUUAUGUCAAGAACAUUACAAUUAAAAUAUUCAAUUGAAUGUUGAUUUUAAUGUGUAAAUCCUUAAAGAUCUUGUAAGAGUUGACAAGUUGAGAGUAAUGAACAAUCUUCUGAUAUAAAAGGUGUUUCUGACACAACAGAGAAGCAUUUAUGCUGAAUAGAUUUUGCACACUUCUAAAAACUGCACUUGUUCCUUCACUUGAUGUUUCUGCUUGAUAUUCUGCUUACAGUACAAAUUUAUCUUCACAAUAUUCUAUUACCAUUCCUCAAACACAUCCUGACUUCUAUUUCCUUGACAAUCCUGAUUUAAGGAACUUGUAUGUCUUAUGAAAGAAAAGUGCAAUAGUUGGAAAUGGUAAGAGGUAGGUUAUAAAAGCUAGAUGAUUUACUUUAAGGACAUUUAAAUUUUAUUUGUGAAAGUAGGAAGGUGAUUAAAAGGUUGAAUAAAAAGAUAUGUUGGUUCAAUAGACUGAGGCUGAGAAAGGAGAGAUGGUAUACUUUUUGGACUGAAAUAGUAUCUGUGAUUCUAGUGACCCUGCUUACCAGGGUGAGAUAUGCAAUAAACCCAGUAUCUACUUUCAAGCGAAGAAGCACUUCACUGGAAUACUAAUUGUACAUGGUUUUAUAUACAGAAGUCUAUUUUGAACUUCCCAUUAUGUUGUAACCAUGCUUGUUUUUUUGCCAGUAAAUUCUAGACCAAUUGGCUUUAUUCAUUAUACAUUGUGCAUAAUUUAUAACCAUUCAUGCAGUGCUGUGACUUGCUUUUAUUAUUGUUUAGCAUCAAUUGUAUAUAUUGUGUGAUGAGAAGUGAAAGGGUAUUGUAAAAGAAUAUUUGCUAAAUGAAAUUAAAAGUUAAAAGCCUGCAAUACACUGCUAAUCCAGUGUGCACAAUAAACUACUACUAAGAUAUUGUUGACA